Messenger RNA from Schistosoma spindalis, 533 nucleotides. NCBI's taxonomy places the organism in Eukaryota, Metazoa, Platyhelminthes, Trematoda, Strigeidida, Schistosomatidae. The record is from the annotation of a GenBank genome assembly.
AUAUACGUUGCGCGCUAUGUUGAAAAAGUCAAACAAGAUACCGUGUCAGUGUCCACAUUGUUUGAAUUUUCUUCAUGAAAAGUAUUGUUUUGCAGUCCGCAAUGGGACAGUAAUGAAUAAUUACACGGAUCAUUUGUCUGAAGUAAAAUUUCCAAAACGCACUUCGUUGAAGGAUGGUAGGAUACCCAAUAGAUCAACGAAUAUAACAUAUCUUCAACAGUGGUAACACUGACCAGGCAAUCAUCUUAUGAAUCUGCCGUUUACAGCGUUUUACAAACAACAGAAUUUUACUUUAAAAAUAACUGUUGACUAAAUAAUCCUUUUUCAGAAGACUUCACUUAUACCACAUUUUCAAUUACAUUUUGUGCACUAUAUAUGUCAAAAGUAAAGGAAUGAAAUGCAAUGAAAUCAAAUUAUUUCUGAUUUUUAAAGUUUAUUGACUGUGUUAGAUAUCUUUGUGUUAACGAUGCUGUUUUUUGCCAAGCAAACUUCCAUUUUACGCAAAAAACAUAGAAUACUGUAAAAUAUAGAAA